This is a messenger RNA of Porites lobata, 3320 nucleotides long. NCBI's taxonomy places the organism in Eukaryota, Metazoa, Cnidaria, Anthozoa, Scleractinia, Poritidae. The record is from the annotation of a GenBank genome assembly.
AUGGCACUGAUGCAACAAGGAUACCGAAACUACAUGGCAAAACGAAAGCUGGAUUUUGAAAACAUAACCGACGAAAACGAACCACCCUCUAAACGCAACACAAGGAGUACUCAGGUAAGCACGGCGGUGACUUCUUGUCUUCAGAAAAAUUUUAUCAAAAGUACUAAGCGCGCGUUUAUGCUAAUCAUUGGAAACAUCAAAUCUUCAUGCUUAUAACAGGCUGCCGCCGAAAAAGAAGCAGCUCUUCCCCAUGGAACUCGUCUAAUUGACCUUGACACAUUUCGGAAACGUCUCCAAAGCUGCACUCACUGUCAAUCAGGUAAAUGUAUGUACUCUUUCUAAAUAAAGCCUGACCGGAAUGGACUUUGCUGGACCGGACUUUAACAUUUGCUCUUCAGAAAAAAUUAUAAUAUAAUCUACCAUUUUGUGUUUGCUUAUUAAAUUAAGUAUCUACUGUAAACCCACAAGUUUUUGUUUAUCACAAGACUUUAUUUCAAUCCUUUGUAAAACCUACCAUGCACCCAGUCCAAAAAAAAAAAACAAAACAAAGGAUAAUGCAUUAUAUUAUGCACAUACAUAUUUUUACCCCUUCUAAGCAUUCAUUGUUUGCAAGUGACCAGUAUUAUUUCCAUCUACUCCAGGUAUAAUUUAUACCCUAGUUUGACAACCAAACCCUCUUAAAAGCAUCUGGAAAAAUAUCACGGGUAGGAGCAAAAAAAGAGUAGGAAUUUCUUAUGCUAGAAUACAUCAAAUAUGCUAGAUGUGUUAUUCACACAAAGCCUUUUUUACUUCACUUAUCAUAUUUAGGUCCACUUUCUUUUUACAAUGUGAGGGAUGAAGUACGCCAUGGCCUAGCUAGCACAUUUGUGAUUAUUUGUUCAGUCUGUGGAAAAAACAAUGAAAUCAAAACUUCUGAACAACACAAAUCUGGUCAACGUGGUCCUCCUGCUUUUGACGUAAACACACGAGUGGCCCUUGGUUGUCUUCAUGCGGGUAUUGGCCAAACACAUAUAAACAACUUGCUCUCUACUUUGAAUGCCCCAACUAUAAAUUCUGUCACUUUCAAAUUGAGGGAAAGAGAGGUAGGAAAAGCUGUUGAAGGUGUUGCAAAAAGUAGCUGCCAGGAUUAUUUGGUAAUAGAAAAACAAGAAGCCCUGCAAAAUGGUGUUCAGGUUGAUGAUAAUAAUCUGGUGCCUAUUUCAUGUUCCUAUGACAUGGGCUGGCAGAAACGCGGCAAGGGGCAUAACUCUCGCACUGGUCAAGGAGCAGUUAUGGGGUUAUCUUCUGGUAAAGUGCUGGACUAUACAACAAGGACAAAAAGUUGUAGAUUUUGUGACAGUGCCAAGGCCAUGGGAAAAAAACCCAAAGCUCAUGACUGCCGAAAAAAUCAUGAGGCUUCAUCGAAAGCAAUGGAGCCCGCUGCAGCAGUUGACUUGUUUAACAGAGCUCCAGACCAAAGUGUUAAGUUUUCAGUUUACACAGGUGAUGAUGACUCCACAACAGAGGCACACAUACGAGAAAAAGUAACCUACGAGGUUGAAAAAAACAGUGACAUUAUACAUAUGAAAAGAUCCCUCACAACACGUUUAUACAACCUUAGUCAAAAUGAGAAAUUUGACAAUUGUUCCCCCUUAUCUCAAAAGGUGAUAAAUUAUUUAGUGAAGUGUUUUUCAUAUGCUACUGCUCAAAACAAAGGAGAUCCAAAAGGGAUCCAAGCUGCGAUUAAGUCAAUUGUUCCCCACGCCUUUGGAGAUCACUCCAACUGUGAAACUAGCUGGUGUAAAUUUAAGAGCAACCCAGGAACCUACAAACACAAAGAGCUGCCAUAUGGAAAAGACCUGCAUGGAAAAAAAUUGAAAUUAGAACUAAAUAACAUCUUCAAUGACUACUCUACUGAUGCUGUGGCAGAGAAGCUUGCACCUUUGACAAAUUCCCAGCGAAAUGAGGCGCUUAACAGUGUAAUUGGAUCGAAAAAUCCAAAAAUAAGAUUCUAUGGUGGAAGUGAAAGCAAUGAUUUUCGUGUGGCCUGUCGAGUCGCUCAGACAAAUUUAAGAUAUACCUAUAUCAGCAGUACACUUGAGGCACUCAAUAUUGAGCCUGGCAAUUUCUGUGAAAUGUAUGGAGAAAAAAUGACUAAUCAUGUUCAAAAAGAUAAACUCAGAAAAUCUUCUUUGGCUUAUAAACGGGGAAGAGCCAAUGCCCGCAGGCAAAACAGUGCACAAACUGCUAAAAAAGAAGCAAAAGAAGGAAAAACAUAUGAAACCAGAAUUGGACUGAACCUAGAUCUGAGCAUCUUGCCUGCAAGUACCAUGAAAGAAAUUGAGACCAUUGUUUCACCAUACACUCCACGACCACUGGCAACAAAAGUGAAAUAUGAUGAAAACAAAUUUUAUAACUUCUUAAUUUUUGACACUGAAACAAACACUACAGGAAAAUCUGCUGAGCUCUGUCAAUUAUCAGCUACUGACCAAACUGGCCUUUAUCAAUUUUCAACUUACACUUUACCUGUACAUGACAUUGAUCAUUUCGCGUCAAAAGUAAACAAACUUAAAAUAGUCAAGGUAAGUGGCGAAAGGAAACUUUACAAAGACAACAAAGAAGUAAGUACACUACCGUUGAAGGAAGCAAUGUCACAGUUUCUUGGCUUUGUUUCACGGUCAGUAGAAAGAGCCAAGUCACGCACAAACAAGAAUGUCGUAACGGUGCUCCUAGGUCACAAUUCUCUCACAUUUGACGUUCCAGUCCUGUUAAGAAAUUCUGAGAGCGACUUUAAAGAAAGAUUACAGGCAAUGGACGUUUUCUUUGCCGAUUCUCUCACGUUGUUUAAAACACUUGUCAGAGAAAAAGUUCCCUUCUUGCAAAAUCCUGAUGGAACCUUCCCAAAGACGAACCAAUCAUCACUGUAUUCUUUCCUGUUCCAAAAGUCCUUCAACGCACACGAUGCUUUAGAAGAUGUUUUAGCACUACGAAAAAUACUUUUUGAGUCACGGAUAGACCUUUCGGAGAAAACUGUGGUCGAGAACUCGGGUGUUGUAAGUGCAAGCCACGCAGCUGAGGACGUGAUUUAUUUGGAUCGCCGCCAUAUUCUAAUGCAGACUUUCAAAGGAAAUCUUUAUCAUCCGCAAUACCUCAAGAAGAACAUGAUUGAAAAAAUAUCCGGGAGUGGGCUGGCAUUUCAAGAUCUCCGAAAGAGUGUACAGCAGGUUUGGAAAAGAGGGGCUGAUUGCGACACUUUCACAACCACCUUCUUCAUCGCCAUUGCAAUCACCACGAGUGACCACCACCGCUCGAAUUUUGGCAACAAUAGUCAAGUACUUUGA